Molecule: messenger RNA, 708 nt
Organism: Misgurnus anguillicaudatus (oriental weatherfish)
Lineage: Eukaryota; Metazoa; Chordata; Actinopteri; Cypriniformes; Cobitidae
Product: histone H1-like
Biological process (GO): nucleosome assembly
Cellular component (GO): nucleosome
Molecular function (GO): DNA binding; structural constituent of chromatin
Source: RefSeq, a predicted model, not a curated record
AUCUCGUGCUGAGUUUGUGAGAAUACAGAACUGCUUAAAGAAAUGGCUGAAACCGCUCCAGCUGCUGCCGCCCCGCCGGCCAAAUCACCGAAGAAGAAAUCCGCUGCGAAAGCCAAGAAAACGGGACCAAGUGUGGGUGACCUCAUCGUCAAAGCUGUUUCGGCUUCCAAGGAGAGGAGCGGCGUCUCUCUCGCCGCCCUGAAAAAGGCGCUCGCCGCCGGUGGUUACGACGUGGAGAAGAAAAACGCUCGCGUCAAGAUCGCCAUCAAGAAUCUCGUGACCAAAGGCACUCUGGUCCAGACCAAAGGGACCGGCGCUUCCGGGUCUUUUAAACUGAACAAACAGCAAGCAGAGACCAAGAAGAAACCAGCGAAGAAAGCCGCUCCUAAAGCAAAGAAGCCCGCAGCCAAGAAACCCGCCGCUGCCAAGAAGCCCAAGACUGCAGCGACAAAGAAGACCGCCGCUAAGAAAUCACCCAAGAAAGCGAAGAAACCAGCCGCCACCGCCGCUAAAAAGGCAACAAAGAGCCCCAAGAAAGCAAAGAAGCCAGCGGCUCCUAAGAAAGCAGCGAAGAGCCCCAAGAAAGCGAAGGCUGCUAAACCCAAGACGACAAAGCCCAAAGCAGCUAAGCCUAAAAAGGCAGCGCCCAAAAAGAAGUAAAUCCACUUUACAGAGUUUAUUUCACUAAAAAGGCUCUUUUAAGAGCCA